Messenger RNA from Cyanidioschyzon merolae strain 10D, 294 nucleotides. RefSeq lists its product as hypothetical. The coding region runs from base 1 to 294 and encodes 97 amino acids. Lineage: Eukaryota; Rhodophyta; Bangiophyceae; Cyanidiales; Cyanidiaceae. The record is from RefSeq and is a predicted model, not a curated record. The transcript has a single exon.
AUGAGUACUUGCACGACGCCUUUGUUCCAAGGACCAUACGACUGUAUGUCAAAGUACGGUCUUGCGCAGAAGAUCUUCCUCGCGCCGCUGACCCGGGAAGGAAACUCCGGUAGGCCACGUCGCCUUCGUUGGUCACUUGUGCACCCGGUUCUACGCGCCUGCUCGAAAAGCACAUCAAAGUCUAUCCAGCGACAGCGAAAGCCUAUCUCCAUACGGCCCCGGGUAAAGGGCACCGGCAAGCGGAGUGUCCGAAAACGCUCUGGAAAUGUGAAGAAGAGGAUUGGCCUAAAGUAA